Molecule: messenger RNA, 2568 nt
Organism: Gloeophyllum trabeum ATCC 11539
Lineage: Eukaryota; Fungi; Basidiomycota; Agaricomycetes; Gloeophyllales; Gloeophyllaceae
Exons: 18
Coding region: 1-2568 (855 amino acids)
Molecular function (GO): ATP binding; ATP-dependent chromatin remodeler activity
Source: RefSeq, a predicted model, not a curated record
AUGUCACGUGCCUUAACGCCCCCAACUCCAAAUUCUCACGAAUCGCUGGCUACACCGGCUUCUCAAGCCACACCACCUUGCGAUGACUCUGUCACGGAGUCCGAAUCAGAAACAGAGCCAGACGAACCUGCUGCGGAACCCCCUAGCAAGAUAUUUGAUCGCCCAUCUGUAACCAAUACACGUGUUGCUGCUACCGCUGACGAGGACUCGGUAACCGAGUCUGACUCCGACGACCCGUCUCAGCUCGCUUCUUCCAUUGAAGUGCGCCCAAAUUUCCCGCUCUUGCCCGGCCAACAACGUCAAGGUCCAUUCGUACUGGACGCAAAGUCCCAUGUCAAAGUACCGGCCUCCAUCAAUACGUACUUACGCGACUAUCAAAGGGACGGCGCUAAUUUUUUUUAUGACCACUACAAGCAAGGGUCCGGAGGAUUGUUGGGUGAUGACAUGGGUUUAGUUAUAUCGUUCCUGUCAGCUGUAAUGAAGAAACACGGGGACAGCCGAGACAUCGGUCGACGCCGAGAAUAUGUCUCCCUCCUGCAGGAUCUCCCCGACUGGAAGGAGCGGAGACAAUUACCUGCCGCGAAUCAAGUUUGGCCGACCUGUCUCGUCAUAGCUCCCAGCAGUGUCGUAGGCAACUGGGAGAGGGAAUUUGAGACUUGGGGUUAUUUCGAGGUAGGGCUGUACAUCGGCCCGCAACGAAAAAGGGUUCUGAAUGACUUCAAGAUGGGCCGACUUGAUGUUGUCAUAACAUCUCGCACGACUGCUGCCAAAGACAUCGAGUUACUGAACUACUUGCCUUGGUCCAUUAUCAUCGUGGACGAGGUGCACUAUUUGAAGAAUCCGAGGUCGAAGACAACCGAGAGCUAUCACACCCUGACUCCGUCGGCUGUGCGUUUUGGUUUGACAGGCACAGCUAUUCAAAACUCGUACACCGAGCUAUGGACAAUACUAGAUUGGUGCGUCCCCGGGUGUGUAGGAACACCCAGACAGUGGAAAGGUUACGUCACAAGGCCAUUAUUGCUUGGCCAGUCUGCCUCCGCAAAUGAUGAAGAGAAAAUACAAGCCCAAGUACUACUGCUUUUACCGCGGAAAACUGAUGAAGUCGUGUUUUGUCCAUUGGCAUCCAAGCAAAUUGAAGUCUACAAACGUCUCCUUGCUUCGGACGAUGUGAAGAACAUGAUUCGCAAGGAUGAGUGGUGCGAUUGUGGGUCUCGAUUGAAGAGAAAAGACUGUUGUUAUCCUUGGGAUAAAUCAGUCCUGUUCAAGUACAUGUCGGCAUUGAUCAAAAUAUCUAAUCAUCUAGCACUGAUAUUGCCAGCUCCAAAGGAUACAGCAGAGCAGACCGCAAGAAAUCGCGAACUUACAGACCUCGCUUUCGCCAACGAACCGCAGCCGUCGUAUGGACAGGCAUCCCUUGAACCGAGAUUCUGCGGAAAAUGGCUGAAAUUUCUCGCGGAAUGGAGACGAGAUCCAUCGAAUAAGGUGUUAAUCUUCACGAAGUCCGUCAAGCUUCUGAACAUCCUGGAUUUUCAUCUGCGGAAAGAGCACUAUAAGCUCGAGCGACUAGACGGAUCCAUGAAUCAGGCGGAUCGCAUGCCUGCUGUCGAUAGGUUCAACAACGAUCCGUUUGUCAAUAUCUUCCUCAUAUCCACUAUGGCUGGAGGAACUGGGUUGAAUCUGACGAGUGCUAACAAAGUGGUGAUAUUUGAUCCUGCACACGACCUGCAAGCUAUGGACCGUGCCUAUCGCUUUGGUCAGACUCGCGAUGUGGCUGUUUACCGUCUCCUCGGGGCCGGCUCUAUUGAAGAACUCAUUUAUGCGCGUCAAAUAUACAAGCAACAGCAGAUGAAAAUUGGCUACGAAGCGAGCGUACAAACCAGAUACUUUGAGGGAGUGCAGAACGAUAAGGCAAGACAAGGCGAAUUGUUUGGCCUCGAGAAUAUCUUCAAACUUCAAGAGGAUAGUCUGGCGACGAAGAUGGCCAUUGAGAAGGCAGACCUUGCCAAUCUUGCCUGGGCUUUGCAGAAUAUGGAAGGUAAAUCAAAGAAACGGAGGAAGUCUGAGAAAGGGGGGAAAGCGUCGGCAUCGCAACAAGAAUAUGAUGCAGACGUAUGUUGCACCUUUUGGGACCAUUGCUCCGAGUCUUCUCACUGCCCCCGCAGGUUGAUGUCGGUGGAUUGGACGACUUUCUACUCGAUGACAGUUAGUAGAUACAGGCAUGAAAUUCACAAACGAGCUCACCAUCACUCUUUAGCUUUGCCACAGUCAGCCAAGAAGGAUGAGGUGCAAAAGGCCCUGAAAGAUUACGGAGUCAAAUAUACCCACUUGAACGAUGACAUCCUGAAGCCCAAUCGUAUCGAGGAGCAGCGGAUACAAGCCGCGGCCAAGCGCAAAUCCAAAAAGAAGGAUCCACAUGAGGACGAUUCAUGGUUCACCAAACUUAAAAGACAUCAGCACAAAGCGCCGCCUCGGCAUGAGUCGAGAUUACGAUCUCGGCAAGAGGCUCUCAUAGAGCUCGGUAUGGUAAGGAAUCCCGCGGAGAUAGCUACCUUCGCCAAGGAAUUGUAA